This is a messenger RNA of Sardina pilchardus (European sardine), 1804 nucleotides long. RefSeq lists its product as uncharacterized. The record is from RefSeq and is a predicted model, not a curated record. The transcript is spliced from 8 exons. Lineage: Eukaryota; Metazoa; Chordata; Actinopteri; Clupeiformes; Clupeidae. The coding region runs from base 12 to 1154 and encodes 380 amino acids.
CUGGAGGACCGAUGGUGCACCAACAGGACUCUGUGUGGGUCCAGUCCGGUGUUGUUAGCUUUGGAAGGCAAUUAUGUGAUGAGCCUGCAGUCUUCACCAGGGUGUCCCGUUAUGAGAGCUGGAUCAACUCCCACAUCAGCACUGACCAACCAGGCUUCGUCCAAUUCACCUCCAGUGGGGUAGAUGCUGACAACAGCUUCUCUUGUUUUCCCACGACAACCACUACAACAACUGCUACCACCACCACGACAACAACUACCGCAACAACAACUACCACGACAACCACUACAACCCAGCCCGCUCGUCCUGCCCCGACUGUAGUGCUGCAGGUUGUCCUCACCAUCGUUUACACCGAGGCGCUAAGCAACCCACAGAGCCAAGAAUUCCAACAGCAGGCUGCUCAGGUCGUUGCUGUGUGUGACGCCAUCUACCGGACACAGUAUGGAACCCUCUUUGUGAGGACCAUUGUGGUAGCCUUCAGGCAGAGUUCUCGUAACCGUGUGGAUGAUGUGGAGACAGACGUUGAGCUGGUCUUCAAUGAGAAUUCUACUGAGUCGCUGCCGGAGAGUGCGGACAUCGUGAACACCCUGAAGGAGGCUGUGAGUGACCCCGCCUCCAAUUACACACUGCCCGUCAAUGUGGACUCCAUCAAGGUCACCAGUGCUCCAAGGACCGCAUCCAAUGUCCAGUUUGCUACCAGUGACACAUUCAACACGGCCUUGUCCAACUCCAGCUCCACAGCGUUUAGGGACCGAGCUACACUCAUCAAAGGACAGCUGGAGCCCUUCUUCAUUGAAGACUUCAGCCCUCUCUUCAUCAGCCUCAAUGCCAAAUCCUUCAGCAAUGGCUCCAUCAUCCACGAGACGGAUUUGACCUUCACAGCCGACGGGACUCUUCCCAACAGUACGGCCAUCUACAACACUAUGCUCCGUGCAGCCCAGAGUGGAAACCUCACUUUCACCAUCACCACAGUCAACGGCACAGCCACCUCCUCAAGCACAGCCACUGCCACACCAGCUCCUGCUCCAGCAGAUGGCGCCACAACCACAGCCCCUGCCACACCAGGUGUGGUCAGCAGUGUGGGCAGUUGCUUCAGCUCCUCGAGUCUGGUGGUCAUCUCUCUAUUGGUGCCACUGCAGUGGUUGGCUCAAUGACCUGUCAAUCAUCGAAGUGCCCAAUGACACGUGUGAAAUAACUCAUGGCGGACCCGAUCAGAACUUAGCUUCAAAUAGACUUCCCCUCAGAACCGCCAAACAAGGCCCCAUUUGGAAGCUGGUUACCAUAGAAACUCCAAACAAGGGCCCAUAUGGAAGCUGGUUACCAUAGAAACUCCAAACAAGGGCCCACAUGGAAGCUGGUUAAAUAAAAUUGGUCUGUCCUCUCUUUCCCAUAAGGCACUUCUCCUCUUUCAUGCAGGCACCAAUUUAGAGUGUCUCUUGCACACAUACUUCUCUUAUACAGUAUAUCUACAGUAUCUCUCUCUUUUGUUAUCUCUCUCUCUUCUCUUAGAGAUCGCUAUUUUUAUAGCCUACAUGCCAUCCAACUAGCUAAACACAACCAAUCAAGGCCCUAUAUGGAAGCUGGUUUCCAUAGAAACUCCAAACAAAAGAGCCCUGUUGAACACUGAUCUUAGUCAGGUAUGGUGUGAAUGUAGCACUGAUCUUUAUGACCAAUAAUUAACAUGACGUUCAUCUGUUUACUUAUAUCCUUAUUUCAUUAAUUUCUCAUUUAAUUUCUUCUUAAUGUAAACUAUUAAACACAAAUACAAAUCACAAGAUAAGUCCAUUGCAUCAUUCAAUACCGC